AACUUGAAGUUAUAUUUGUGAAGACUGAAAGAUCAGAUCAGAGAGAGAAUCCAUAUCUACCACCUUAUUUUGUGUCAUAAUCAGUCUUUCACAAACCUACAAACACUUUCAUUUUCCCCUAACAAUUAGUGCUAUAUCUUUUGUCACAAUUCCCUUUUCCAAGUGCACAUAUACCUAUAGGAGCACCCUAAUAUUUUCAAUUGUCCUUAGAGUUAGCUUUGCAUAUACCUGAUACAACCCCCUCUUCCUUUACCCCUACCUUUGCUUCAUAUUCGGUUCCAGCCAUUUCCAUCAACUUUUGCUACACCUUAAUCUUUAUUUCUUUCCACAAAGGAGAGAGAUUGUAGUGGCCAUUUUUCCUCCACACCACACGCCGCAUAUUUCAUAGUAAAGGUUAACCGGAUAUGAAGCUUUCCAUGUCUGCCUGUAAACAGGCUGUACAGCCGCUAGUGAAUUUCCAGGUUGGUCUCAACAUGGAGCCUUUCUUUCGACGGAAAGACAAGGUUGUCUUUGUAAUGGGAGCUACGGGUACUGGCAAGUCACGACUUGCCAUUGAUCUCGCUACUCGUUUCCCUGCAGAGAUUGUGAAUUCUGAUAAAAUACAGGUUUACAAAGGCCUCGAAAUAGUCACCAAUAAAGUUACUGAAGAGGAGUGUAACGGUGUCCCCCACCAUUUACUUGGCACGAUAGACCCCAAUUCAAAUUUCACCGCAACUGACUUCCGAAACAAAGCUUCACUAGCCACUGAAUCCAUCGUCGCACGUGAAUGCCUCCCCAUCAUCGCUGGUGGCUCAAAUUCCUACAUUGAAGCUCUAGUCAACGAUGAUCCCGACUUCCGAUUCAGGUACGAAUGUUGCUUUCUCUGGGUUGAUGUUUCAUUGCCCGUCCUCCAUUCUUUUGUAUCCGAAAGAGUUGAUCGGAUGGUGGAGCUUGGCCUCGUAGAAGAGGUCAAAAGUAUAUUUGAUCCUCAGGCUGAUUAUUCCAAAGGAAUUAGACGUGCAAUUGGGGUCCCUGAAUUAGACCAGUUUUUACGUGAUGAAUCCAUUCUUGAUGAUGAAACUCGAAUCAAAUAUCUACAAGCAGCCAUUGCAAAAAUCAAAGACAACACUUGUUCGCUAGCUUGUCGCCAAUUACAAAAAAUCCGAAGGCUAUAUAAUCAAUGGAAUUGGAACAUGCAUCGCAUAGACGCCACUGAAGUCUUCCUAAAACGCGGCGCAGAGGCCGACCAUGCUUGGGAUGAGGUAGUGAGACGAACCAGUGCCAUGAUUGUUGAAAAAUUCCUUCAUGAUGAAGACCGAAUGACCACCAUUGUGUCACCCGGCACAGCGCCUACCUCCACCCUUAUUAGUACUCCACCCAUGCCCAUCGCCGCCGUGGCAGCCGCAACUCGCUAGAGGUAUGGACCCACACAAUCAACCCCAGACGACACAUGAUGGUGCCACGUGGCAUUCUGCCACGCGUGGAAUUUCCCUUUUUUGGUUCUGGUAAUUUUUAUGUAAUGGCAUAUAUUUACUAUCUAAUUAAAAAAAAACAAAAAAAAACAAAAAAACAAAACAAAACAAAAGGGGAGAAUUGUUACUUUAGAGAGGUUAAUGUCAGGUCGUUAUAUGCAUACAUUUGGCGGCCGUACAGAUGGGAGCAUUUUAGAAAUCCGUGCUGGCUGAUGAAAUCAACGUCACACACGCACACGAGGGGGCGCCUUUGCCUUUGAAUUUUCCGUACUACUAUACUACUGUGUGGUGCACCUGCAUCAAUCAUGAUACAGUAAGUGUUGUGUGCGAGUGUGGUGGAAUAGUCCAAUAAGAAAAUGUAGGACCCAGCAGUUCUGUACAUGAUCGGAGGGUUGUGUUUUGGUGUUUCGGUGUGACAUGAGCUGUAACAUUGGUAUAUAAUAUAUAAAUAUAUAUUAUUACUUUUUAUAUAUAAAUGAUUGGAAUAAUAUAUGAGAGAUGGUGAGUGUUUCUCUCUAGUCUAUUGU
This is a messenger RNA of Pistacia vera, 1978 nucleotides long. RefSeq names its product adenylate isopentenyltransferase 5, chloroplastic-like. Gene Ontology annotation, cellular component: mitochondrion. Bases 405 to 1394 code for a protein of 329 amino acids. The record is from RefSeq and is a predicted model, not a curated record. The transcript has 2 exons. Lineage: Eukaryota; Viridiplantae; Streptophyta; Magnoliopsida; Sapindales; Anacardiaceae. Gene Ontology annotation, molecular function: tRNA dimethylallyltransferase activity. Gene Ontology annotation, biological process: cytokinin biosynthetic process; tRNA modification.